This is a messenger RNA of Rotaria sp. Silwood1, 3108 nucleotides long. The record is from the annotation of a GenBank genome assembly. Lineage: Eukaryota; Metazoa; Rotifera; Eurotatoria; Philodinida; Philodinidae.
AUGGAUAUAAAUACUGAUAAUCGUCGUCAAUCAUCAUCAAAUGAUAAACGUAUACAUAAUAUUAAUUAUGUGCGACAAGUUUUACGAAAAUUUUUUGGUAGUUAUAAUAAAAAAUCUUCAUCAAUAACAAAUUUUGAUGAUAUUUCUUAUGAACAAUUACAAACAACGAAUAUUAUUAAGAAUAAUUCUAUAUCAUCAAUAUUAAUACAUCCAUGUUUACAAUAUGAUAAACAUAGAAAAUUUUCUGGUGAAUUAUUAUUUGAUUGGUUUUUGAGCCAUUUUGAAGAUCGUUAUGAAAAUUUAACAUUAAUUAAACAAGUUAUUUUACAAUGUUGUACAUGUCUUAUUUUUCUUGGUGUACUUCGUAUAGAAAGUAUUGAAAAUAAUGAUUUAUUUCAAGCACAAAGUGUGUAUUCAUGGGCAACUAACAUAAAUGAUGAAGAUACAAAUAUUAAAUUAUUACCAUCAAGAAUAUCCAUUAAUCAUUAUCUGGUUGAAAGUAAAGAAUAUAACUAUAGCACAUCGACAGAGACAACCAUUUUUGAUAUUCUUAAAAACGAAUACGGUUUACAUUCUGAUAUUGAACCAAGUGACAAAAAGUCAAUAUCUACACAAUACGAUCUUUUUAAUGAAAUAGAAAAGAUCGACAAAUCAAUACAAACAGAUCAAAUAAAUUUAGCUCUUGUUCCUUAUUCUAAGCAAUGUUUAACAUUUAAUAUUUAUAAUUCCAUGUCAUCAUCAAUUGUAACAAAUUCAGAUUGUGAAUCAUCAUCUUCAACAUCAAAUUGUUAUGAUGAUAUUACUAUGCGACGAACAAUGCAUAAAUUAUUAUCAUAUGUUAAUAAUAAUGAUUCUUCAUUAUCUGUUGAUGAUACCGUUCAUUCAUCUGUUUCAUCUUCACUUGUUCUUCAUCCUUCACUAUCAUACAAAACUAAUCAUACAAAAUUUACAAGUGAUUUAUUAAUUGAUUGGUUAACAUUAAAUUGUGAUACAAGAAAUUCUUCUACACAACCAUUUGUUAAACAACUUAAAUCAUGUUUACAUUCCAAUAUGAAUUCAAAUGAUAGUGAUCUUCGAAAAGUUUUAAACUUACGUAGCUCAAAAGAUGAGUCCAAAUCUUUGGUAUCAUCUGGUUCUAAAGCUCAUCAAAAUGUCAACGAUGAUGUAUGCUCACUUUUAUCAAAUCCUAUUAUUGAAGUUGAUGAAAAAUCAGAAUCAACUGAUGGGUCAUCUUCCAUAUCAAACAUUCCAUUACCAAUACCUCCACCUCCUCCACCACCGCCAUUCUUUACUAUUGUUUCACCAACGAUCACAUCGCCUUCUCCAUCUAUUCCACCACCACCACCUCCUCCUCCUCCUUUUCCAGACUUUUGUAAUUCACCACCUUCGCCUUUUUCUGGUUUUGGUGUUCCACCACCACCACCUUUUUCAAUAUUGACUGGCCCACCACCACCUCCAUCAUUUCCAGGCUCGGCUGGUUCGCCGCCGCCGCCACCUCCUCCUCCAUUUCCUGGUUUUGGUAUUCCACCACCACCGCCACUACCAUCAACAAUGGGCUCAGGUGGACCCCCGCCACCACCUCCAAUGAUGCCGGGCUUUGGUGUUCCACCACAAUUACCACAAUAUUUACGUAAGAAACAAAAAUAUGCUGUGACUGAACCAGUUAAAAAAGUUCAAUGGAGUAAAAUAAAUCCACAUACGAUUAAAAAAGAUUCUAUGUGGGUUCAUGUCGAUGAAGAAAAAUAUGUUAAUGAUGAACUUUUUUCUGAUAUACGAAAAAAUUUUGCAAGUAAAAUAGCUCCAACUAGACAACCUAUUCAUGAUCUUGUUGAUAAAUCAAAAGAAUUGCGUGUUCUUGAUGCUAAAGCUGCACAAAAUUUUGCUAUAAUGUUCAGUCAAUUGAAGGCACCACCAUCAGUUUUUCGUGAAUGGAUGCUUUCAUGUGAUAAUGAAUAUUUAAAAGAUGAUUUUAUUAAACAAUUAGAAAAAUAUUUACCAACACCAGAAGAAUUAAAAAUAUUAGCUGAUUAUAAAAAUGAAAUUAAUGAUUUACAAUAUUCAGAACAGUAUUUUUGUGCUAUCGGUGAUAUAAAACGAUUAAAACAACGUUUAAAAACUCUUUUAUUUAAAGCAAAUUAUAAAGAAACAGUUGAAGAAACAGAUAAAGCAUUUGUUGAAGUUCAUACUGCAUGUGAUCAUGUUCGACAUUCUAUAAAAUUUAAAAAAAUGCUUGAAUUAAUAUUAACAGUAGGAAAUUAUAUGAAUUCAAGUGCAAAAUCAUAUGAACCUGUACAUGGAUUUGAUAUUAGUUUUUUACCUAAAUUACAUUCAACAAAAGCAAAUGAUGGUCGUCGUUCAUUACUUCAUUUUAUUGUUCAAGCAAUAGAAAAUAAACAUCGUGAUUUACUUUCAUUUUCUGAUGAAUUCUAUUCACUUGCUGAUGGUAUAUCCAAAAUUAAUAUACUUGAAUUACAAAAACAACCAAAAGAAAUCAAUAAAGAAUUAAAAAAUGCUCGAGAAGAAUUAGAUAUUGCAAAAAAUAUUGAAGAACAAAUUGAUGGAGAUAAAUUUGUUGAAUCAAUUGAAGAUUUUAUUAUUCGAGCUGAUAAUGAUGUUACACGAUUAGAACAAUUAGAUGGAGAAAUGACACAAGCUUAUCAAAAUCUUUGUGAUUUUUUAGCUAUUGAUCCAAAAAAUUAUUCACUUAAUGAAUUUUUUACAGAUCUUAAAUCAUUUUGUUCUUUCUUUUCGACAUGUCUUCAAGAAGUUCGAGCAUGGCGUGAACAAGCAGCAAAAGCAGCUAAAUUAUCUCAAAAUUUAAUGUCUACUUCGCAAUAUUUUAUUCGAACAUCUUCACGUCGUUUUCCUACACGAUCUGAUUCAACUGAUGAUUUUAUAUUGGCUGCUGCCGAAAGUUUUGCUUCAUCAUCACGUGGUUCAUCUCCAUCUAUAGCAUAUCGUCGACAGACUCUCGAUAUUCCCGAUGAUUCAACAACAGUAACAAAUCGUCGUCCAUUAUCACGUAUUGAAGAUUUAAUUGAUAAACGUAAAACAAAUCGUGGAUUAACACCAACAGUAACUCCAACUAAAAAACGAUCACAAUCAUAG